Paraphaeosphaeria sporulosa is the source of this 1719-nucleotide messenger RNA. RefSeq names its product DUF155-domain-containing protein. The transcript has 3 exons. The coding region runs from base 1 to 1719 and encodes 572 amino acids. NCBI's taxonomy places the organism in Eukaryota, Fungi, Ascomycota, Dothideomycetes, Pleosporales, Didymosphaeriaceae. The record is from RefSeq and is a predicted model, not a curated record.
AUGAGCGCGCCCACGGCGAAGAGCAAGAGGAACCCCACGGUGUUGAUGACAGACACCCGCGACACGCCUCCCAGACGACCUGUGACGCAAAGACAAGACACGGCCCAGUUCCGACCCGGCGCAAAGCUCAUCUCGGUCGACAACAUCCUCCAGUACGCUUCCGAUAUCCCAUCCGCCCAACGUCGCGGCCCCCCUGGCCAUCGCCCCCUCAUGCAUACGCGCACCCCCAGCGGUCGGCAUCCGCUCGACCCCAAGCUCACCGGCCGUCUGAUCCCCGCGCAUAUGCCCUCGCGGACGAGCAAAUUGAGCGAGAAGCUGGUGUUGCUGCCCGACACGCAGGAGGACGACGACGACGAGAAGGGCGAUUUUGACGACGAGGAGGAAGGCCCACCUACGGAUGAGGAUCUGGCGAGACGCACCACCAAGGGCGGGCCCAAGGACAAGAGCUACGCAGAGAGAUUGCCCAAGGCACGCAGAGCAGAGAAGCUCUCGAGAGUCACGGCAUACUGCACUGCGCAGGCAUACAAGAUGAAGAGCACGGCUGAGUUCGUGAAGACGCAGCACAACGCGCGGACGAAGCUCUACGACGACUGCCUGUACUGCGUCUACCAUCUCCCGCUGCUGCCGGGAAGCGACGGCUACCGCGUGCGGAGCAGUCCUGCGCUGAAGAGCCCUGGCGGAAAAACAGUGCUUGACGAGGAGAUUGAAAGGAACGAGCGGAGGGAGCAUAGCGAAAGCUACUUCGAGGACACGGAAGAAUUCAGUGUGCGACAUGGCGACGAUGAAGACCCCGCGCACAGUCCACGCCGCGACUUCGAGGAGUACUCUCCAUCGCGUGACAUAUUAGACGGCAUGCCCUCGCGCGUCCCGCCGAAUGCACUGUCCUUUGGGGAAAUGUUCGUCUUCUCCUACGGAGUAGUCGUCUUCUGGAACUUCACCGAGAAGCAAGAAAAGGACAUUCUCGCCGAUCUCACCUUCAGUACUUCGUCUACCAACAUCUUGCUUGCCACCAGACCGUUGAACGAAGAGGAUUUCGAGACCGAGGAAUUCCACUUCGAGUACAACCCUGACAUACCCAGGCCGAGAGUGUACAACGACAUGAUAACCCUAAAGAGCGGAGACCACAUGAUCAAGUUGGCCAUGAGCCAUGGCAUUGCGCAGAGCACGAAGUUGAGUUUGUUCGAAGAAGGCAUGGCGAGAACGAUGCUGCAAGCGCAGUACGUCCCGAAGCGGCUCGCCUUGACCGGAAACCUAGGCAUGGCGAGAACCGAUGUGGUCAAGAUGAUUGGACAACUGUUUACCAGUCGUGUGGACGUCAAUCUCUCUUCGAACAUGCUCGACACGCCCAACUUCUUCUGGGACUCGGAGCCCACGCUGCACCCGCUGUAUAACGCCGUGCGCGAGUACCUGGAGAUCAAGCCGCGUAUUCAGGUUCUCAACGAGCGCUGCAGAGUGUUCCUCGAUCUUGGUGAGAUCCUGUCUGACUCCAUCUCUGACAAGAAGAUGACGAGAAUCACCUGGAUCAUCAUCUUCCUCAUUGUCAUCAGUAUAUGCGUCACGUGUUUGGAGGUUCUCCUCCGCUUUGCUAUUCUGCAAGGCAGAGGAAAGGCUGUUGACGUGGGCAGCCUUCGUCGUGCCUCCAUUGCGGGACCUACACUGCUGUUAGGACGGUCGGUGGCUUGGGGUGUCAGAAGUAUCAAGGGGGUUGUUGGAUCCUAG